Messenger RNA from Trematosphaeria pertusa, 1857 nucleotides. RefSeq names its product alpha/beta-hydrolase. Gene Ontology annotation, molecular function: hydrolase activity. The transcript has 2 exons. Lineage: Eukaryota; Fungi; Ascomycota; Dothideomycetes; Pleosporales; Trematosphaeriaceae. The record is from RefSeq and is a predicted model, not a curated record. The coding region runs from base 1 to 1857 and encodes 618 amino acids.
AUGUCUUCGCCAUCACAAAUCCAUCAACGACGUGCUCGCUAUCCUCGCCCAACCUCCCUGGACUACGGCUCCGCUGCUUCUGCCGCCAUGGCGGCCACGCCGCGCCGAGCGGAGAGCCCCACCACUACCGACGAUGCUUCCCCGCCGGAUGGCAGCAUUGACGAGCCCCUAUUACCCGUGGAUGAGAGUCCGCGCGAGCACGUGGGAUUCCGGAAACGUUAUCCGGGACCGAGCGGCCCAGUACUAGAGGUUCCUAGCACGCCGCUUCUCGUUGCUCUUCCAGGGUAUAGCACGUUUAAGGGGGUGAGAGUGCUUACGAGCUUGAACCGGAAGAUGACCUUUGAGGAACCCGUGGAUGCAUGGCUGGGUGUGGAGUAUUCCAGGCAGCCAGUGAACGAAAGCCGAUUUGCGCCUCCUGACUGGCCCGAGCCGUUCAACGGGACGAAAGACGCAACCGAUUACGGUCCGAUAUGCGUCCAGGCCUGGUCCAACCCGACAACACAUUCCGAGGCUUGUUUGACCUUCAACCUGUAUCGUCCGGCUGGGAUUCAGGACGGGGCAAAACUUCCGGUCUUCGUUUUCCUGCAUGGCGGCGCGUUUGUUGAGGGAAGUGGGAAGAGUUUUGAUGGCGCGACUUUCGUCGCAAAGAGCCAGGAGCCGCUUAUCGUUGUUACGGUGCAGUACCGGAUAGGUGCUUUAGGGAGCCUGCCGAGCAAGUUGUUUGAAGAGGAGGGGUUGCUGAACCUAGGUGUGAGGGACCAGAGGAUGUUGUUAGAGUUUACGCAAAAGUACGUCUCGUACUUUGGAGGGGACCCCGAACGAAUUACGCUAGGUGGACAGAGCGCGGGCGCGCAUUCCGUCGGCAUCCAUCUCUUCCACAACUAUGGCGAUGACGAGGGAAAGAAGCUGUUCAGCCAGGCGAUUCUAGCCUCCGGGGCACCGACGGCAAGGUCUUUUCCUGCGGCGACAUACCCGCUUUACGAGCGCCAGUUUCAGCGCUUCAUGGACUAUCUCGACUGCCCCAUCUCGCCCAACUCCGAAGCGCUCUCGUGCCUUCGAAAUGCGUCAGUCUCAUCGAUUCAAUACAUUUCCAAAACCGUCUUCAAGGACUCGAAAUACAACAUCACAUGGCCCUGGCAACCCGCCUCACCCGGCCCGCUUCUCGAGAAGCGCGGUUCCAAAUCCGGCGAAGACGGCACCUUCUACAAGAUUCCGACCCUCAUCUCCUCCACGACCGACGAAGGAAAGUUCUUCGCGCCCAAGAAUCUGUCUACCGGCGAAGAAUUCACCGCUUUUGUUGCGAACAUGCUGCCUGGCCUUACGGACGACGACCUUGCUGAUCUAGACGCCCUAUAUCCUGACCCUUCGAAUGGAACAGGCCCCUACGCCGACCACACCGGCGCCUUCCAAUCCACGCAAUUCGAGCGCAUCGGUGCCGCCUAUGGCGACUACUCAUACAUCUGCCCCGUGCAGGAAACAGCACGCCUGCUCGCCGCAGCCGGUGCACCGGUCUACAAGGCGCGUUUCAACACGCCCAACUAUGCGUCUGCACACAUGGGCGUUCCGCACGCCUCAGACGCGCCAUAUUUCAACGGCGUCACGGACGUCGAGUCCCCAGAUAUUUCGGAGAUUUAUAGUAGCUAUUAUGCGAGUUUUAUCGUUAGCGGCGAUCCGAAUAAGUACGCAGUGGAGGGUGCGCCGGUUUGGGAUCGGUAUUGGGGGGUAGGGAGUGGCGAGUUGGCGGUGGGGAGCGAGGAGAGGGGUGGUGUGGUUAUGGAGGAGGAGAGGGCGGGGAUUAGGAUGGUGGAGUGUAGGUGGUGGAGGGAUCCGGAGAGGAUGAGGAGGUUGAAUAAGUGA